AUGGACACGGUGGCACACAACUCAGCAGAGCUCUGGAGAUUAAGCCUAAAGUCCAAAAGUACCCAGAGUGAGUUGGGUUUUAACCCUCCUGAAAUCCCGGGAACCAAGGCCCGUGAGGAUGGCAGAGUUACGGGGCAGGAAAGAGCAACAAUGAGACAGACGCACUUCUUGUUCAGGUCACCUUCUCCCCGGUUUCAGAACAAAUUUGGGAAUAUGCCGUUCCCGAUAGCCUUUCUGCUGCUAUACUGUUUGAACGUUGUUCAUGGAGGGUUUUAUCCCGAACGAUACCCAUCGCCAACGGGCAUAAAGGGACCGCCACCCAACGGGAAGACUCAAUUCUUCCUUCCAUACACCAUAAGGAGUCAGGGUGUGCCAGUGAGAGGAGACCAAGGCCCCACCGGCCCACCCGGACCAGCUGGUCCCCGGGGACUUCCCGGCCCUUUGGGACCUCCAGGAAAGCCAGGUUUUGGAAGCCCAGGCCCUCAAGGCCAGCCAGGGGAACCAGGGCCACCAGGACCGUCUGCUGUCGGGAAGCCAGGUCUGCCAGGUCUGCCGGGGAAACCUGGCGAAAGAGGACCUUACGGGGAGAAAGGAGACGCUGGGCCCGCUGGUCUCCCAGGACCCAGGGGACCAAAUGGGCCACCUGGAAUUCCUGGCCCGAAUGGAAUUUCAGUCACAGGGAAGCCAGGGCAGCAGGGGCCAGCAGGGCCAAGGGGCCUCCCGGGGGAGAAAGGAGCCCCGGGCCAGCCUGGCAUGCUCGGCCCAAAGGGAGAAAAUGGGUAUGGGGCUCCUGGGCGCCCAGGGGAGCGAGGACAGCCAGGUUUACAAGGUCCCAUGGGCCCCCCCGGACCUGCCGGGCUAGGGAAGCCAGGGGAAAAUGGGUCCCCGGGGCAGCCGGGAGUCAAAGGGGACCGGGGCCUCCCAGGGGAGAAAGGCCAAGCUGGCAUCCCUGGGCCCCAGGGCCCCCGUGGGGAACCGGGAGUGGCGGGACUUGGCAAGCCAGGGGAUAACGGGAUUCCAGGGCAGCCGGGGGCUCCAGGAACCAAGGGUCACCCUGGCAUUCCAGGCUUGGUGGGGCCCCCUGGGCCGCCGGGGUUGGGGAAGCCGGGAUUACCGGGAAUCAAGGGGCAGAGGGGCCCCGAAGGCCUCCCUGGGACACCCGGUGUCAAGGGGGAGCAAGGCCCGGCGGGUCGCCCGGGAGAGCCGGGGCUGGACGGGCUCCCUGGGAGCACGGGACCUCAGGGACCAAAAGGGAUGCCCGGUGUCCAAGGUCUCCCGGGGCCCAAAGGGGAAGCGGGCCCCACAGGGCCGGCAGGAUAUUCUGGUGCCAAAGGGGAGAGGGGCCUCCCAGGGUUGGAUGGGAAACCGGGUUACGCGGGAGAGCCAGGCCUUGAUGGACCCAAGGGAUCCCCGGGUUUCCCGGGGCCGAAGGGUGAGGCCGGGCCCGGCGGAGCUCCAGGGUUACCAGGCCCGGCGGGAGCAGCGGGAGCUAAGGGAGAAGUGGGGCAGGACGGUGGCCCCGGCCCCAGAGGGUCCCCGGGGAUCCCGGGCUCAAGGGGGCCGGCUGGCCCUCCCGGCACCCCUGGCUUCCCGGGAGCUAAAGGGGACCCGGGAUCCCCAGGGCUGCCCGGCCCAGCGGGCCUGGCCACUAAAGGACUUAAUGGUCCCAGCGGCCCUCCCGGGCUACCCGGUCCCAGGGGCCACGAUGGAGAGCCCGGUCUCCCGGGGCCCCCAGGGCCUCCCGGACCUCCCGGCCCGGCUGCCGUGGCCGAGGGCUUCCUAAAAGCCGGCCAGAGGCCCAGCCUGACGGGAACACCGCUAGGCAGCGCAAACCUGGGCCUGGGGGGAGUGCGUGGGGUGGCGUUCACAGUCAUCCUCUCCAAGGCCUACCCAGCCACGGGCACGCCCAUUCAGUUUGACAAGAUCCUCUACAACAGGCAGCAGCACUAUGAUCCCAGGACCGGAAUCUUCACCUGCCAGGUGCCGGGACUGUACUACUUCUCGUAUCAUGUGCAUGUGAAGGGCACACACGUCUGGGUGGGCCUCUACAAAAAUGGCACGCCCAUAAUGUACACCUACGACGAGUACAAGAAAGGUUACCUAGACCAGGCUUCGGGGAGCGCCGUCGUCGACCUCAUGGAAAACGAUCAAGUGUGGCUGCAGCUCCCCAACACGGAAUCCAAUGGCCUGUACUCUUCUGAGUACGUCCACUCGUCUUUCUCGGGAUUCUUGUUUGCCCAAAUCUAA
Molecule: messenger RNA, 2247 nt
Organism: Tachyglossus aculeatus (Australian echidna)
Lineage: Eukaryota; Metazoa; Chordata; Mammalia; Monotremata; Tachyglossidae
Gene: COL10A1
Product: collagen type X alpha 1 chain
Molecular function (GO): protein binding
Source: RefSeq, a predicted model, not a curated record